This is a messenger RNA of Merops nubicus (carmine bee-eater), 630 nucleotides long. It is a transcript of the gene SNAP23, whose product is annotated as synaptosomal-associated protein, 23kDa. The coding region runs from base 1 to 630 and encodes 209 amino acids. NCBI's taxonomy places the organism in Eukaryota, Metazoa, Chordata, Aves, Coraciiformes, Meropidae. Gene Ontology annotation, cellular component: plasma membrane; synaptobrevin 2-SNAP-25-syntaxin-1a-complexin I complex. The transcript is spliced from 7 exons. Gene Ontology annotation, molecular function: syntaxin-1 binding; SNAP receptor activity. The record is from RefSeq and is a predicted model, not a curated record. Gene Ontology annotation, biological process: exocytosis; synaptic vesicle fusion to presynaptic active zone membrane; synaptic vesicle priming.
AUGGCUGAACUAUCACCUGAAGAAAUUCAGCUGCGGGCCAACCAGGUCACUGAUGAGUCUUUGGAAAGCACAAGGAGGAUUCUUGGCUUGGCCAUUGAGUCCCAGGAUGUUGGCAUCAAAACUAUCACCAUGCUGGAUGAACAGGGAGAACAACUCAAUCGCAUAGAAGAAGGCAUGGACCAGAUAAAUAAGGAUAUGAGAGAAGCUGAGAAGACACUGACAGAGCUCAACAAGUGCUGUGGGCUCUGUGUCUGUCCUUGUAACAGGGUGAAGAACUUUGAGGCUAGUAAGGCAUACAGAGCAACCUGGGGAGAUGGAACAGAGAACUCUGCAGAUCAUGUGAUAUCCAUGCAGCCAAGGAGUAUGAAUCAGCAGCAGCCUCAGACUUCAAGAGGACCAAGUGGUGGAUAUAUCACAAGGAUAACAAAUGAUGCCAGAGAGGAUGAAAUGGAUGAAAAUCUUGCUCAAGUGGGAAACAUUCUUGGGAAUUUGAAAAGCAUGGCUUUGGAUAUGGGCAAUGAGAUUGAUGCCCAGAAUAAACAAAUAGACCGGAUAAAUGUAAAGGCUGAUACAAACAGGGCACGCAUUGAGCAAGCCAACGUCAGAGCCCAGAAACUGAUUGACAAUUAA